Molecule: messenger RNA, 2606 nt
Organism: Lutzomyia longipalpis
Lineage: Eukaryota; Metazoa; Arthropoda; Insecta; Diptera; Psychodidae
Product: oocyte zinc finger protein XlCOF6-like
Exons: 5
Coding region: 314-2476 (720 amino acids)
Biological process (GO): regulation of transcription by RNA polymerase II
Cellular component (GO): nucleus
Molecular function (GO): RNA polymerase II transcription regulatory region sequence-specific DNA binding; DNA-binding transcription factor activity, RNA polymerase II-specific
Source: RefSeq, a predicted model, not a curated record
AACUUCAAAAACGGUUUUGAUCAUUUUUCAUGAGAUUUCUCAAUAUUUUUCAGUUUUUCUUUGCAUUUUCUGCAUUAUUAUAACUCAUUCUCUAAAUAUUUUCCUAUUUUCAUUAGAAGUUAUCCAUUUUUUCAAGGAAAAAUGGGCAAAAAUAUGCAGAAAAUGACAGAAUAGGUUAAAUAACGUUCUGUCAAUUUGGUCAAAAUAAUUUUUUCAGGCUGAUUUGUGUCACCCUAUAAUUUUGAGUUUUUCAAGAUUCUGAAGGAUUUUUUUUGAAAAACUUUAAUUUAAAAGAAGAAUUAAUAAAAGAAAGAUGCCCCCAAAGGCUGAAGAUGACUGUGACCAGGAGAUUUUGGGAAUAAACGAGGAUUUCCGUGAGAAUUGGCUUGAUUACCAUGAGGAUAAAUUACAGGAUCAUCGAGAGAAAUUCUUCAGGAAAGAUUGCUUCUACUGCAGAAAUGUAUUUCCAACAGCCCUGCAGUGCUACAACCACGAGAGAUUCUGCAAGGAUGGCUCAACAAGGAGAUUUACAUGCCAGGAAUGUAGCAUUAAUUUUAGUAUGAAAAAGUAUUUGGUGCGUCAUCAGGAGCGCCACAAGGAUCCCGGAAGUUUCUUCUGCUUCUCCUGUGAUGCUCAAUUCACAAAUUCCACAGCUCGAAUGCAACACAGGAUUGCAAAUCAUCGGAUAUUUCAGUGUCACAUCUGUCUGGUGCGAUGUAAGGAUGCCAUGCUGUAUGUUGCGCACAUCCUGACCACCCACAGUUCACAGUUAAAUGAGAAUGAAAAAGAUGAAUCGAAGAGUGAGGAAUUACUGAAUGUUGUUGAUCCAUUGAAUCUCAAAAGAGAACCUUCAACAGAGGAACUAUUUGUUGCCAAUAUUGAUGAAGUUGUUGUGCCCAAAGACGAAGAAAAAUCCCCAGAGAUUGAACCAAAUCCUGAGACAAAGAAAGAAGAGGAUGAUUUAUCUGACUAUCAGGAUAAUGACAAUUGGGGGCAAGGGGUGGAUAGUGGUAGUGAAUCUGAGCAGAAAGUAAAGAGUGAGGAAGAACGUUCAGUUCCACAACCAGCAGCAGUGUCAAAGAAGCCGAAGCGGAAGAGGAAGAGGAGGACUAUCCACGGAGACAAAGAGCUCGACUAUGAGUGCAAGCGCUGUGGGAAGCAGUUCCUGUAUCCCCAGAAAAUGAUCAUGCACUGCAGGAGAUUGCAUAAAAUGAACAGUGAUGAUGAGGAUUGGCCCCAGGAAGCCGGAGAUGUCACAAAUAAGUUAUUUUACUGCGAAAACUGUCAUAGAACGUACAAAACUGAAUCCUCCUUCAAGAAUCACAUGAGGAUCAAACAUGGGAUAAUCCCAAAACUCCCGAGAGGACGAAAAGAGCAGAUUAUUUCAAAGGAAAAGCAAGAAAAGCGAAAGGAAAAUGAAUCAAAUGGAUCAUAUUCCUGUGAGGAGUGCACGAAGACUUUCCCAUCGGAAAAAUAUUUAAAAAUUCACAAGAAAGUUCACGAAGAGAAGCCCUUCUCUUGCACACAUUGCGAGAAGAAAUUCAGGAGGAAGUCUCAAAUGACGAUGCACAUUCAGAAUGAUCACAGGAAAUUGAGAACCUACAACUGCCACCGCUGUGCACACACCUUCACAGUUGAGAAGUGCUUUGUGAAGCAUCUCAAGGCAACGCAUGGCAUUGAAAUUCAAAUGGAGAGGAUUGAUUGUAAGUUCUGCAAGAAGAUAUUCUACGAGGAGAAAUCCCUGGAGGUGCACAUAAAAAGGACUCACAUGAUAAAUGGAAAAGCUCAGAUAAAAUGUAAAUUCUGUGAUGAAUAUUUCGAUGAUCGUCAAUUGAUGGAGGAUCACAAAACAGCAGCACACAAGGAUAAGCUAACGUGUACUCAGUGCGAGAAGAGUUUCAAGAAUGAAUCCUGCCUCAGGGCUCAUGUGAAAUUGCUUCAUCUAAAGCAGAAAAUCACCAAAACGAUGUACCUGUGUGGGAAAUGUGGGAAGAAUUUCCAAUGCAGGCGUACACAUGCGGAUCACGAACGUUCCAACUGUGGGAAAUCCUACCUGUACGAAUGUGAGCAGUGUCACAAGCACUUUGUCUCACCGGCAACACUCAGAUCACACAAAGUCACCCAUUCAGACGUCAAAGCAUUCUCAUGUAGAUUCUGCAAGAAGUCCUUCAAGACAAAAGCGGAAGUUGUGGUGCACGAACGAUCCCACACUGGUGAGAAGCCAUACCAGUGCACCUUCUGCCCAAAGGCAUUCGCGCACAGAGAAAGCCUUAAAACACACCUCACAGUACAUACGGGCUUCAAGAGAUUCAUGUGCAGCGGUUGUGGGAAGCGUUUUACAUGCAUCUCCAACCUCCAGGCACAUCGGCGGAGUCAUGCCGAUACGUGUGGCUUAGUGCCGAAUUGCACGAAAACAAUGGGACCCAUGGAGGGGCCGCUGAAUUCAAAAGAAAAAGAUCAAAAUGAAAUGUUUUAGAGCAAAUUUUACCUUUGUUAAUUUACGUUAGAACUUCAAAGACUUCAAAAGUUUGUUCUUUUCAGAAAUAGACAAUUAUUUUUUAUCAAUAAACUUCAUUAAAUACUCAAUAAAACAAUGGAAAAGGAUA